Messenger RNA from Saccharomyces kudriavzevii IFO 1802, 1704 nucleotides. RefSeq names its product tRNA (uracil) methyltransferase (gene TRM44). Bases 1 to 1704 code for a protein of 567 amino acids. The transcript has a single exon. Gene Ontology annotation, biological process: tRNA methylation. NCBI's taxonomy places the organism in Eukaryota, Fungi, Ascomycota, Saccharomycetes, Saccharomycetales, Saccharomycetaceae. The record is from RefSeq and is a predicted model, not a curated record. Gene Ontology annotation, molecular function: tRNA (uridine) methyltransferase activity.
AUGACUGACGAUGGUAGCGCACAAACUUCAAAAAGCAACCAAAAUCAACAUAAGGACCGCUUCAAGUUUAUUGUAAAUGAUAAAAGUAUUUUGGGACCUCAAUGGUUAAGUCUUUACCAGACAGAUGGGAAAGUGACAUUCGCCAAAUCCCAUUUUGAGCAAGCAAUGAUGAACGUCAUUAGGGAACCAAAUAUCAACUCCACCGUUAUAUUAAGAGCCGAUAUUUUGAAAGAAAUCAACCAUGCUUCAGAAGCUGGACCUGAACUGAAUUUUGAUGAAGCCGUAUUGAAAAAGUUUGAAAUUGAAAACAGCAAUGGCAGCGAUGAGGAGGAUGUCAAAAAGAUAAACAUUGAAGAUUUAAACAUAAGGGCAUGCGAAACCUCUGAAGACCUAAAAUUGUCGCCCGUUCAUGAAUUUGUGAGAAGGAUUAUUCCAAGAAAUUUCUAUAAGGAUGCUAUUAUAAACCAAACGUGUUUAAUCCUGAACAGUAAGGACCCCGCUUUUCAGGAAACCUCGUUGAUCAUAUAUACGCCACACAUCAACUCUGAAAGUGAUUGUCCCUUUUAUAUCCCAAGAACACAAAGUGUAGGCAUUUUGCUACAUCAAUCGAUUCUUUCUGUACAUUAUAUCCGCUUUCCCGAGGAUGACAUUACCUUUACGGAUGAAUCCGAGCGUGUUGUAAGAACCGCUUACAGGCUAUUGAAAACUGCUAAUAAACACUCAAAGGGUGUCAUGCAGGGCUAUGAGAAAAAAGUCAACCACGAUCAAGUGGUAAAUAAAGUCAAUUUCCAAAAUACUUAUAUUGUGCUGAAGAAAAAAUACUCCAAGUUUUUGGUGGAAAAUUGGGCGGAAUCCACCGACCCAAAAAAACACGUAUUUGAAGAUAUAGCUAUUGCCGCUUUCUUGAUUGAAUUAUGGAUCAAAGUGUACGGUUCAGAUUUCCGUUCCAAGAUGCAGUUUAGAGAUUUGGGAUGUGGUAAUGGUGCUCUUUGUUACAUUUUGCUAAGUGAAAAUAUAAAAGGACUAGGUAUAGAUGCAAGAAAACGUAAAUCUUGGUCUAUUUACCCAUCCCGAGUUCAAUCAUCGUUAAAGGAGCAAGUUAUAAUACCCUCUAUUCUUUUGAGGCCUCAUCCUGCUUUGAAAAGGCAAGUACCCCAUUUAGAACACAAUGGAAGAUUUUUCCCAGUAAAGGUCACACACGAGGUAAUUGCCCCGGCAACGGUUGUGUAUUCAAGCGAAGACCUACUAAAGUCUCCGCAGGUUAACACCGCAGAGUUUCCUCCGAAUACCUUCAUCAUAGGUAACCAUUCUGAUGAGUUGACUUGCUGGAUUCCAUUGCUGGGUCAUCCAUAUAUGGUUAUACCUUGUUGCUCUCAUAACUUCUCUGGCCAAAGGAUCCGCUUUAAUGUGAGGAAGCGUUCAUCGAGGUCGAAUGAAGUCAAGAACCAGAAUAAUAGCAAAAGCGCUUAUUCUGGUUUAGUGGACCACGUUGAAUAUAUCUCCUCUCGUGUAGGUUGGAAGGUAGAGAAAGAGAUGUUAAGAAUACCAAGCACUAGAAAUGCUGCUAUCAUAGGCGUGGAAAACGAGAACUCGAAGCAUUUUCCAACCCAAGCAGUGUAUGAUAUGAUUUGGGAAGAUGGAGGAGCUGAAGGUUGGAUUCAAAACACAAUGACUCUAUUGAAAAGAAAUCCAAGAAACCAUUAA